Molecule: messenger RNA, 1895 nt
Organism: Coffea arabica (coffee)
Lineage: Eukaryota; Viridiplantae; Streptophyta; Magnoliopsida; Gentianales; Rubiaceae
Product: glycerol-3-phosphate acyltransferase RAM2-like
Biological process (GO): cutin biosynthetic process
Cellular component (GO): membrane
Molecular function (GO): phosphatase activity; glycerol-3-phosphate 2-O-acyltransferase activity
Source: RefSeq, a predicted model, not a curated record
AUUCCUCAACAUGUCCUUUUUCCCAACUUGAUCAUCUUAAAUAUAACCAAGCCCCAAGCGAAUUCAACUUCAAGGAACAGGUGCUUUUGGAUACUUCAAUUUUUCCACAGAGUUAGAAAGCUUUUCCAAGCCAAAAUGGCCAUCACUGCCUUCCCAACUGUCGAUAAAUGCGCGUCCAUCGGUCGCGAGAGGGACACGGUGGUGGCGGAUCUGGAUGGAACCUUGCUUAGAGGGCGAAAUUCUUUUGCUUACUUAGCUUUGAUCGCUUUUGAAGCAGGAGGGAUUCUAAGGCUUCUUUUCCUGGUCUUGACUGCACCAAUCGCUGGUCUUCUUUACUAUUUUGUUUCUGAAUCUGCUGGAAUUCAAGUUCUCAUUUUUGCAACAUUUGCUGGAUUAAGAAUUUGUGACAUAGAAUCGAUUGCUCGCGCCGUGUUACCAAAGUUCUACUCUAGUGAUCUUCAUCCGGAGUCAUGGAGAGUGUUUUCUUCUUGUAGAAAACGUUGUGUCCUCACUGCCAAUCCCAGGAUUAUGGUGGAAGCUUUCUUGAAAGAUUUCUUAGGAGCUGACUUGGUUUUGGGUACUGAGAUUGGUACUUACAAGGGCAGGGCAACUGGUUUUGUUAAGAAUCCUGGUGUUCUUAUUGGGAAGAACAAAGCUGAUUCUCUUAAGAAAGCAUUUGGUGAUGAACAGCCAGAGAUUGGAUUGGGUGACAGACAAACUGAUAUUCCUUUCAUGACACUGUGCAAGGAGGGUUACAUUGUUCCACCGAAACCUGAUGUGAAGGCCGUCACACAUGACAAACUCCCGAAGGCCCUAGUGUUCCAUGAUGGCCGCUUAGUUCAGAAGCCAACACCCCUCUUAGCUGUUCUCACCAUCCUUUGGAUCCCAAUCGGUUUCCCCCUCGCUUGUCUUCGGAUCGCAGCUGGAUCACUCCUUCCCAUGUCAAUGGUGUACUAUGCACUCUGGGCACUUGGGGUUCGUGUCACAGUUAAGGGCAAUCCACCACCCCCUGUCAAAAGCUCCUUACGCCGAUCCGGUGUACUCUUCAUUUGCUCCCACAGAACCCUGCUCGACCCCAUUUUCCUCUCUACCGCCCUUGGCCGCCCCAUUCCAGCUGUUACAUAUUCCGUCUCCAGACUAUCGGAAAUCAUUUCUCCAAUUAAGACAGUUAGACUUAGCAGAGAUCGUGCUACAGAUGCAUCCAUGAUAAAGAAAUUACUUCAACAAGGUGAUCUAGCAAUAUGCCCAGAGGGUACUACUUGUCGCGAACCCUUUCCUCUCCGAUUUUCAGCCCUUCUCGCUGAACUAACCGACGAAUUAGUUGUGCCCGUGGCUAUGGAGAAUCGCAUGAGCAUGUUUCGUGGAACAACAGCAGGAGGGUGGAAAGGGAUUGAUCUAUUUUAUUUCUUCAUGAACCCAAGCCCUGCUUGCGAGGUCACUUUCCUGACGAAGUUGCCAGCUGAAUUGACAUGCAAGUCAGGAAAGUCUAGUCAUGAAGUAGCAAACUAAAUUCAGAGGUUGAUUGCUGCCAUUCUUUCUUAUGAAUGCACGAUCUUUACUAGGAAAGACAAGUUUCGAGCACUUGCUGGGAAUGAUGGAACAGUAGUUGAGAAACCUCGGAUCAAAGCAGACAAGGUUUUGGGAUGCUGAUUUAAUUUCCUGAUGCUGGACCACAACCUGGAGAGUACUAGCUUGUAUUAUGGUUUUCCCAGUUGGGUACCUUCAUUAGGAACAUCGGACACGAACACGACCCGUGUUUGCAAAUUCUAAUGUUUCGUGGGUACCUCUGAAUGCAUGAGAAGCUAAUCUGUUGCCUUCUUAAAUUUAGGAAGAAACAAGUCAUGAGAAGUUGGAAUUAUAGUAUAAUGAAUUGAGAUCCCUUCUGUUUCUGAAAA